AUGUCACGAGAAGCUGUGCAAGCUGCCCACGAGGCAGUGCAUCCUCCAGAAAAUGCAAGCAGUUUGUUGAAGGAAGAAUUCUCAGAAGUUACACAGCAGAUCCGUGAAGAUGGACGACAUCACGAAAUAAGCGAGACCGUGAACGACAGUCUUACGAAAGGCCGGCCAGGAAAGGAUGAAGCAGAUCUAAAAGAGAAGAAGGUCCUAGAAGGUGAUGCGCAAGAGCAAAAGCCGGGCCAUGUUCAACCAGAACGCUAUGAAGAGCAACAUGUCCACCAAGUCUACGAGCAAAUCGCCUCCCAUUUCUCUUCGACACGAUACAAGCCAUGGCCUAUCGUAGAGUCAUUUCUACAAUCUCUCACUCCUGGCUCAAUCGGUCUCGAUAUUGGUUGUGGUAACGGAAAAUACCUCGCUGUCAACAAAGACGUCUUCAUCAUCGCCAGUGACCGGUCCACCAACCUCGUCAAUAUCGCUACUCAGCACGAACCUCAUGCGGCAGUUGUAGCGGACUCGCUCUCACUUCCUCAUCAAGAUGGGAGAUUCGAUUUCGCAAUCUGUAUUGCGGUAGUGCAUCAUCUCAGUACGCGGGAAAGGAGGGCAGAGGCUGUAGGUGCUAUAUUGAAGUGUUUGAAGGGUGAUGGGAAGGCAUUGGUUUAUGUGUGGGCAUUGGAGCAGAAGGGGAGUAGGAGAGGAUGGGAUGAGGGCGGUGAGCAGGACGUUAUGGUGCCGUGGGUUAUGAAGAGUGGUAAAAAGAAAGUUGAGGAGGGGGCGGAGCCGGAGAAGACUUUCCAGAGGUAUUAUCAUCUAUAUAGGAAAGGAGAGUUGGAAGAGGAUGUUGUGAAUGUUGGUGGCGUAGUGGUCGAAAGUGGAUAUGAAAAGGACAAUUGGUGGGCGAUUUGCCGGAAGGGAGGGUGA
Messenger RNA from Cadophora gregata, 915 nucleotides. It is a transcript of the gene TRM9, whose product is annotated as tRNA methyltransferase, has a role in tRNA modification. The coding region runs from base 1 to 915 and encodes 304 amino acids. NCBI's taxonomy places the organism in Eukaryota, Fungi, Ascomycota, Leotiomycetes, Helotiales, Ploettnerulaceae. The transcript has a single exon. The record is from RefSeq and is a predicted model, not a curated record. Gene Ontology annotation, biological process: tRNA wobble uridine modification. Gene Ontology annotation, molecular function: tRNA binding; S-adenosylmethionine-dependent methyltransferase activity. Gene Ontology annotation, cellular component: cytoplasm; nucleus.